Ambispora leptoticha is the source of this 213-nucleotide messenger RNA. Lineage: Eukaryota; Fungi; Glomeromycota; Glomeromycetes; Archaeosporales; Ambisporaceae. The record is from the annotation of a GenBank genome assembly.
GAUACUGAUGAAAUUCACUGUCUCUACUGUUUACGCUCUGUCGAAAUUCCAAUACAAGCGACCGAUGGGGAAGUCGUCUUGCAACUUGUAGAGGCGUUAUUGCUUUUACGGAAUAUUACAAUUGUUAACGUCUCUUUGUUAUUGAAUGCGCCAGAAGCUAGAUCGGAACGACUUAAGCGAAAAAGCACAACAGUAUCUUCUGAUCAAGAAUAG